AAACGGGUUUAUUACGUUGAAAUAGUUGCCAAGUUCCAAGUGCCAAGUUCCCCUUUAACACAAAGGUAAAGGUAAAUGUGUUUGUUAAUGGAGCAAGAGCCAGGGAGACCCAGAAAGCUUAAAGACUGUUUUAAAUUAAUCUGGUAUGAUUCCUGGAAGUCGCACUUGCAUGUGAAGUGUUAAGAGCCCGUUCAUGGCAUUGUUUACACCGGCGCUUGAGCUCUCCCCUCCCCCCGCUCCUGCAGCUCGACUCUCCUCCAUCCCCCUCCCCCUCCUAGCGUUGCUGCACUCGGUGAUUUCACCAGCUGAUUUCGGGAGAGGGGGAAACAGUCUAGGAAACGGCAGUUGAAGAAACACGAGGAACACAAUGGAAUAACAGCACGACUUAAGUUUUCAUCAAGUGCACUUUUUAUUCGGCUUUCAUAUCGUUAACAAGGCGAGCUAGCUAUGAAAUUAGUGGCAAGGUAGCCAGCGAGCUAGCGUUAAAGCUAGCCAACUUUAUGCACCAGGUUAGCCUGUGCAGCUAGCUCGCCAUCGUGUUCUGUUUUUUUUUAACGGACUUUGCUUUCAUCGCAUGUGUUUCCGACUUUUUUAAGGGAACAUUGGAUCUGUGGUCGUGUGCGUUAGUGCGUCCGGGCAGCGCUAUGUAUGAAGCUGGGAAUACAGGUCACUUAGCCGGUACACAUUAGUAGGCAGUGCAGCAGUUGGGAAGCUAACGCUAAGUCAUUUUCUCCAUUUCUUUGACCAGUAUUUCGAAAAGAGCUAAUGUAACUUCAUCAUAGACGUGCACUGCAUUUAAGUUUACACAAUUUGUUGUUUGUUUAUGGAAUAGCUACCCAGAGCGUUUGCAAUUGAACGCAAGACUAUCCAAUGUUUAUGAAAUACCACUGGAACGGUCAGACAAAGAUUUUAGUUGCCAGUCGUAAAGGGCUCGGGAAGCUAGCCGGCUAAUGUGUCCGCUAACGUUAAGGAUUUCUUCACAUCAGAUACGUGCUGUUGUGGUCGACAUUUUUCCAGGUUGGUAUCGUCUUUCCAACCUAGAUUUGCUUGCUAAAUUCCUGAGACUAAUCUCACUCAGUAAGGGUUAAUGCUAGCGUGAACUGAUCCCAGAGUAGCUUGUGUUGAUGGUUGAUUGGAUGCCAUGACGGGUGAAAUUAACGUUAGUCACAGUGCCGUGCUGCGAACUGGGUCAUUCUCCUCUUCAGCCUGAUGCCCUUUACAUUUAGGAAGUGGUUUGAGACGAACUAUCUCCACAUUAGCCCUACCGGAGGCCACUGUUAGUUUCUGCCGGUGAAGUGGCGUAAACGUUACCGGCGACUUUAGACUUGUUGAUGGCUCCUCCGUACCUCUCUGCUCCUUCUGGAUGAAGCCAGACAUUUGACUUGUCAUCUUCCACCGGGCGCCGGCGUGCAGUAGAAGGCGUCGACUCAUGUUUACACUGCGUGUCACUUUCUAAAAGGCCUAAAUAACUCUGGAUCGAGCGCUGAUAAUAUUGAUGGGAGGUCUUUUCUGAGUCUAACCGAGUCCCACGAGCGGCCCCGACGAGAUCAGCCGGGGAAUGGCAUUCCAUGGCACGGGCCGGCAGGCGGUGUGCGGUAACUUGUUCCCCGGAUCGGAGAUAGGCCACAAAUACUUCUGCGUCAGCACCUCCGCGCCCGGUACCACAUCGACAGGCCAGUCCGCCUCCACCACCACCAGCGGCCCUAUUGCCCCCGCCGGCACGCCCCGACACCCGGCUUCCCUCAUCGGCAGCACCGGGGGAGGAGCCGCCGUCCCCCAGCCGCACAGCAACCCCGCCAGCGAGGUGCCCAGUGCUGCCGAGAUGGAGCCCGACCGACCCAUCGGCUACGGGGCCUUCGGCGUGGUCUGGUCCGUGACGGACCCUCGAGAUGGGCGUAAAGUGGCGUUAAAGAAGAUGCCGAAUGUCUUCCAGAACCUGGUGUCCUGCAAGCGCGUCUUCAGGGAGCUGCGCAUGCUCUGCUUCUUCAAACAUGACAAUGUGUUGUCAGCGCUGGACAUCCUCCAGCCUCCACAGAUCGACUGCUUUGAAGAAAUAUAUGUCAUCACUGAGCUGAUGCAGAGUGACCUUCAUAAGGUGAUCGUGUCACCACAGGCCCUCACUACUGACCACAUCAAGGUGUUCCUCUACCAGAUACUCAGAGGGCUGAAGUAUCUGCACUCUGCAGGGAUUCUACACAGAGACAUCAAACCAGGAAACCUGCUAGUCAACAGCAACUGCCUGCUCAAGAUCUGUGACUUUGGCUUGGCCCGUGUGGAGGAGCCGGACCCUUCACGGCACAUGACGCAGGAGGUGGUGACGCAGUACUACCGGGCCCCAGAGGUGCUCAUGGGUAGUCGGCACUACGGUCCCGCCAUCGACGUCUGGUCUGUGGGCUGCAUCUUCGCUGAGCUGCUGGGGAGACGCAUCUUAUUUCAGGCACAGAGUCCCAUUCAACAGUUGGACCUCAUCACUGACCUGCUGGGGACUCCGCCCCUUUCUGCCAUGGCAACAGCCUGUGAGGGAGCCAGGGCUCACAUCCUGAGAGGACCUCACAAACCGCCCUCUCUCUCAGUGCUGUAUAUGCUGUCGGAUGCUGCUACCCAUGAGGCCGUUCACCUGCUGUGCCGAAUGCUUGUUUUUGACCCGGCGAAGCGUAUCUCUGGCAGUGACGCUCUGUCGCACCCCUACCUAGACGAGGGGCGUCUGCGCUACCACACCUGCAUGUGCCAGUGCUGCUACUCGCUGCCCAGUGGCCGAGUUUACACACGUGACUUCGAGCCGCCCGCCGCACGAGCAUUCAGCCACAGCUAUGAGGAGAGCAUGCUGUCAGUGUGGCAGGGGAAAGAGCUCAUCCAUCGUUUCAUCACUGAGCACCAACAGGGGAAAAGAGUUCCACUGUGUAUCAACCCCCAGAGCGCCGCCUUCAAGACCUUCAUAAGGUCUACUGCGUGGCAUUCCUCUAAGGUGUCCAGAAAGGAGGAGAGAUGAAGAACGGCACAAGCCGGUGGACUUAUGGGAGAUGGAUUUUAGCAUAGCCUGGAGAGUUGAUUAAUGGGAAAUGGAGUUUAUCAUAGCCUGAAGAUUGGACUUUUGGGACAUGAAGAGUUGACUUCUGGGAGACGGAGUUUUAUGAAAAGACGAGUGGGCUUAUUUAUCAUGUACAGAACUGAAGAUGUGUGAUGGGAAAUGUCCGGUCGGUUAGUCUCUCACUCACUCUGACACACACGCACACACAUAAUCACACUCACUCACACACACCAAACUCAAGUGUGAUAACUUGUGAUAUGCUAGGAUGUAGAUUUGUGCACAAUACUUAUCUGAACAUACAUGCUCACUUUCAGAUACACACACACACACACACACACACACACACUCUCACACUCUCUCGUUCUCACUUGAUCUCUUUGACACAUAUCCCCACACCUAUGUGUGUGUGUGUGUGCGUGCGCAUGCACGUAUGUGUGUGUAUGUAAUGG
This is a messenger RNA of Alosa alosa (allis shad), 3477 nucleotides long. RefSeq names its product nemo-like kinase, type 1 (gene nlk1). The record is from RefSeq and is a predicted model, not a curated record. Gene Ontology annotation, cellular component: cytoplasm; nucleus. The transcript has 11 exons. Bases 1559 to 2989 code for a protein of 476 amino acids. Gene Ontology annotation, molecular function: MAP kinase activity; ATP binding. NCBI's taxonomy places the organism in Eukaryota, Metazoa, Chordata, Actinopteri, Clupeiformes, Clupeidae. Gene Ontology annotation, biological process: intracellular signal transduction; protein phosphorylation.